Messenger RNA from Tachyglossus aculeatus (Australian echidna), 6100 nucleotides. RefSeq names its product AVL9 cell migration associated (gene AVL9). Gene Ontology annotation, cellular component: cytoplasm. The record is from RefSeq and is a predicted model, not a curated record. NCBI's taxonomy places the organism in Eukaryota, Metazoa, Chordata, Mammalia, Monotremata, Tachyglossidae.
GGGCCGGGAGGCCGGCAGCCUCCGGCUCUGGCGGCGGCGGUGGGAUCAGGUGACGGGGCCGGGCCGCUCCGCUUCCUCCUCCUCGCCCUCCUGCUCCUCGUCCUCGUCGUCGUCGUCGCCCUGCUCCGGCCCCGGGCCCGCAGCGCGGCCUGGCCUCCGAGGCGGGCCCAUGGACAGGCCGGGCCCGGGCCCGGGCCCAGGUGCUGCUGCUGAUGCUGCUGGUGGUGGUGGUGGCGGGGGGCCUCGGGGGCCCGUCCUGCACAUCGUGGUGGUGGGCUUCCAUCACAAGAAGGGCUGCCAGGUUGAAUUCUCCUAUCCUCCUCUGAUCACAGGAGAGGGACAUGACAGCCACGCUCUACCAGAAGAAUGGAAAUAUUUACCUUUCCUUGCCUUGCCUGAUGGAGCUCACAACUAUCAGGAAGAUACCGUGUUUUUCCACUUGCCACCCAGAAACGGAAGUCGAACAACGGUAUAUGGCGUUUCUUGCUACAGGCAGAUAGAAGCCAAGACGCUGAAAGUACGGCAAGCAGAUGUCACCCGAGAAACUGUUCAAAAGAGUGUCUGCGUGUUAAGCCAGCUGCCUCUCUACGGAUUGCUCCAAGCAAAACUUCAACUCAUUACACAUGCCUAUUUUGAAGAAAAGGAUUUUUCCCAAAUUUCAAUACUCAAGGAGCUCUACGAGCAUAUGAACAGAUCCUUGGGAGGCACUUCACUAGAAGGGUCCCAAGUGUACCUUGGCCUCUCUCCACGAGAUCUCGUUCUUCAAUUUCGACACAAGGUCUUAAUCCUGUUUAAGCUGAUUCUCCUGGAGAAAAAGAUUCUGUUUUACAUUUCACCAGUGAAAAAAUUGGUGGGAGCUCUGAUGACUGUGCUGUCCCUUUUCCCUGGCAUGAUCGAGCACGGUCUUACUGACUGCUCCCAGUACAGACCUCGGAAAAGCAUAUCGGAGGAGACCGGCGUUCCCCAAGUCACACCCCCGGCCGUUGACUGCAUUUUGGCGUCCGCCGCUGACAUUUCAAGUAGGACCUCAGAGCCGGGCGAGAAAAAGCCUGCAGGACAAGAAGGAGGGGAUGCUCCCAAGGGAGCAGCUAAAGCUGGCAGUGGAGUCCCUGACCCUGCCCAGCAUUUGAAGCCUCCUUCCCGCACGUCCCCCGAGUCCUCAGAAAGUGACUGGGAGACUCUGGAUCCCAGCGUCCUGGAAGACGCCAACUCCAAAGGAAGGGAACGAGAAAACGCUGAAUUGGAAAAGACCAGCUUCUUUCCAAGAGACUCCGGGAUCUCAGCAAGCCCUCCAAUUACGGUGCAGCCCCAAGCCAACUCGGGGCAGGGGGUCCUCGUCCCGGGACUGAUAUCGGGUUUGGAGGAGGACCUCUAUGGCAUGCCCCUGGCCGUCUUUACCAAGGGCUAUCUCUGUUUGCCGUACAUGGCAUUGCAGCAGCAUCACCUCCUCUCCGACGUGACCGUCCGGGGAUUUGUUGCGGGAGCCACCAACAUCCUGUUUCGGCAACAGAAGCACCUAAGUGAUGCCAUUGUGGAAGUGGAGGAUGCCCUCGUCCAGAUCCACGACCCAGAGCUGAGGAAGAUCCUGAAUCCCACGACGGCCGACCUGAGGUUCGCCGACUACCUGGUGAAACACGUGACCGACAACCGGGACGACGUGUUCCUGGACGGCACCGGCUGGGAGGGGGGGGACGAGUGGAUCCGGGCCCAGUUCGCCGUCUACGUUCACGCGCUGCUCGCCGCCUCUCUGCAGCUGGACAACGAAAAGUUGCUGUCAGACUACGGGACCACCUUUGUGGCAACGUGGAGGAAUACACACAACUACAGGGUGUGGAACAGCAACAAGCAUCCAGCCCUCGCAGAAGUAAAUCCUAGCCAUCCCUUUCAGGGCCAGUACUCGGUAUCAGACGUGAAGUUAAGAUUCUCACACUCCGUUCAAAACAGCGAGCGAGGCAAGAGGAUUGGAAACGCCAUGGUCGUGACCAGCCGCAAUGUGGUACAGACGGGAAAAGCCGUGGGCCAGUCCGUAGGUGGGGCCUUCACCAGUGCGAAGACAGUCAUGUCCUCCUGGCUCUCCACCUUCACCCAGCCCGCGCCCGGAGGCCUGCCCGAUCCCCGGGAUGGGAAGCACUGAGCGGCUGCCGUUCGCACUGAGGUGCCGCGCUCCAUCGCGUCCGUCCGCCGGGCCCCGGCUCUCGAAACUCUCGCCGACGGGUCGCGCCGUUUUCCAGGCGGCCUCCCCGAGCGUUGGACCGUCGCCCUCGAUUCGGGGCGGCCCGAGCGAAGGUGGCCGGCGCCGAGAGGCGACAGCCCGGCCCCAGCAGGGUGGCUGAACCCGGGGGGCGGGGGGGGGAGUCGGGUCUAAAUCCCGUCCAUCUGAGCCCCCGCCGCCAAAAUGGGGAGCGGACCUCGGGACCAGCUGGAUUUUGUACAGUUCCUCGGCUGGAGGAGUCGUGUAUGUAAAUUAGAGUUCUAUUUUCCGUUCGAUCUGUGGUCGUUCGUGUUUGUGAGGAAUAAGCUGUUAUCGCUCCGUUGAUUUCUCACGGAAACCGGCCCCGCCCAGAUGCUUGUAAAGUCAGCGCGGGAAGGUCCCGGCGGGUCUUUAUUGUGGUUGACUGUAUUUUCCGCCGCAAGCUAAUUCAGGUACAGGUUGAGGUUAGGGUUCGUGGGGAUGGCUUUCCCCGUUUUGGCUUUCUAAUCUAGUCGGUGCGGCCCCUUUCUUCCCAGUGGGGACCGCCUACCUGCGAGGUGGUGGAGGAAGUAAUCGCCCAAUCCGUGUGACCCCGUGAGAACUUGCCCUACAUUCCGUAAUUCCUACAUUCCUCCUCCCCGCCAUUGGGCCGAAGGAAGGGAGACGCUGGAACCGUAUCCGGGAAUGGAUCUGUGGAGUUGGGUGUUUUCCAAGAUCCCGGAUGUGCUGUCUGUGCCUUUUCAACCCAUCCCCCGGAAUCUUAAUAGUAUCUGUCCGUACCUUCCAGUUCCUCUUUCGGAGCGUUUUUCUUUGGAUGCUUUAGUCCGGGCUGUUGUUCCUCCCGGGGCAGCGUCCUUCUAGCCUCACUCCAGAUAGAUGCCCGACCCGAGUCAGUUCCUCCCUCAUCAAGGAGACCAGAUCUAAAAAGGAAGAGAAAACAAGAUGGGAAAGAGCAGAAUCCCCCACCAGGCUUCCAUGCCCCAGCUGACGGAUAACGCCGACUUUCCAAGUAAAGCGGGGAAUCGAAUACCGCGGCCGUUUCUCGGAAGCCCUGCCUCAGGAAACGCUGCCUGUGGGAUUACAGUUGACCUAAGCAAUCGGCGGGGAUGUCCGUGGGCUGACUCUCCCGGCCGCUGGCCCUGAAAUGCUUCCAGGAGUGAAAUGGCCAGCUGCCUCCCUCCCGCGCCAGCACCGGCUGACCUUUGGUGUCCCCGGAGCGUACCUUAUGACUUUUAAAGUCGCUUUUCCCACCACAGGUGUCCAUGACAAAGGGCACGGCAAGGAUAAAAUUAAGCUGGAAGUAACGGAAUGGGUGAGCGCGGGCGCGAUCCAAGAUCGGAAGACCGCUCCCACGGCCCUUGCAAGAAAAGGGUGCGAGAGAGUGAGCCUGUCUUUUCCCCACCUCUUUCCCUCCCUCUCCUUUCUCCCUUCCUCUUCCCUCACUCUCCGCCCCUCGUCUCCCUCCCCCAGCAUCCACGAGAACUCUCCGUAGGUUUCCUCCCGAAGAUGGACUCACCCUCAGACCCCUAGCUGGGAAGGGAGCAGAGCCAAACUACUCAGUUCAGAAGCUGGAGUGUCGUCACACCAACCUGGAAUUCCCUAGAGACAACCUCCAGCUCAAAUGGUGGAAAAGAAAUUACUUCAAAGACUGGGCCAGAAAGAAUUUCCCUAGGUCCUGCUGUCUCCUUGGGGCGGGAACUUUUCUUCGAAGAGCUCAAGCGAGAGGGGCGAUUAGGGGCGAUUUCCUCCCCAGGAAAUGGCUUGCGGAGCGUGAACCAACUAAACCACCCCAAAAAAGCUCUUGAAACAAAUUCAGCGAGAGAGGCUGGGGCCAGGGCCCGGAAAUUUCAACCAAACUCUUAUCGGGGCUGUGGCGUUCCACCUACCCCUAAAAGUAGCCACAGUUCAACCGGGCUGCUGCAGGAGGGUGUUCUGGCUGCUGCUAUUUUUUAAAAAGGAACCGAGAUGGCGCGGGUUGGGGGGCGUGCGUCAUGCUUUGCCGUUAGCUUUGCGCCACUUUCACAGAAAAUGUUCCUCCGCCACUCGGUCGGGGGCUGCGUUUGGGUGCUGACCUAAAUAUCUUUAUAGGCGUAGCACUGCUCUCCUGUAGUAACCCCUCUACCCUAAGAGUGUGCCGGAAUUCUGUUUUCAGGAUCCACCAUUGGUGAAUUUUCCACUUUCUUCCACUUUGGGGAACUUCUGUUCCUAGUAGGAAAGGGGUCAUUUCCUUUCUCCAGAGCCCGGGAGUUCAGAGGAAGUAGAGCGACACCCGGACUCUCUGGAGAUGCCUCAACCACAGUGGUGACUGGGAAGGGAGAGGUAAAGGACCCACCCCACUUUCAGGUAGUGUCACAGAAAGCGAUCUCCUACGAGGAGGUGUCUCUUCCCUUCCGUCUAGGCGAAGGCUAGGAGGAGGCAUCGAUUUGGCCCAAGUCUUGGCCAAGCGGCCCGGUUACCACCCACGGUCCUUGGAAGGGUCGAAUGCCCAGCCCCGAAGAGAGCUCCCGGCCUCUCAGACGGAGGCGCGGAACGAACCUUAGCGACUGGAUUGCGUCCCGUGUCCGGUCUCUCCCCCGGGGCCGGCUAGACCCUUAUCUCCUUCUCUGAAAAGGCGAAAAGAAGCGCUCUUAAGCAGAGGAGGUGCGGGUGUGCUUUUUAAGAGCUGAUGAAGCAAGUCACGCUUCUGAGGAAGUUCCACUUGGCUUUUCAUUACAGCCUCUUCCUUUGAAAGUGUCCCCGCCAGAGUAGGAGCCUCCGAAUUCAACCCGAACGCCCCCCUUGACUGACCUCUGAUUGAGACCAGGGAUUCGCCGUGCCACCUGUGUGAUCCCGGGAAUCACUCCAACUUGCCCUAGCAGGGUCGGGGGGACGGGUAGCUCCUUUGGGAACUUCCUUCGUUCAAGGGAGGCAGAGGGAGCGUAGCCAGCAACGGGUCGUCCAUCUCCUGGGGUGGGGUUCUCCGCGUAUUUGGUCCGGUCUUCAGCGUUUCAGAGACCUCAGUCUACCGGUCAGAGAGAAGGCAUCUUACUGCCCUUUCCACCCCGGGCCCUCUGGGAGAAAGACGUCGGGCCCCGGGUGGCCAUUCUUUCAUCUUUCAUUCCAAAUCUAGACAUUUCACAUUCUACGGUUAUCGGUCAGACGGAGGAAAGGAACCGGUUUCUGCCUACGUAGAACUUCGCUGUACAAGUGACGCACUCUGUCCCUCGCGAAGGAGACGCUAACCCGCUUGGGCAGCGCGUGCAGAGGGGUCGGAGCCGUCGCUAAAACUUUCUCGCCUACGUGUUGCCGUGCCGUUCCCAAGCUUGCCUCUCUGCAAUACCGUCUCAAUAAAAGAAUAGAGCCUGUUUCGGUCACGGAACAGAGCACCUCUGUGGUUCCUUUAACUUCAUUUGUGAUCGUUCUGUUGCUUGUGUGGCCACUCGGACUUGUUUUGGUGCCGUAUCUUCCUCCGGACGUCGAGAGGCAGAUUUCUGAACUGCAACGUGUCACAAAACUGGAAUUGUUUUCAAUUUUGAAGAAGUGCGACAUUUCAGAAACGGACAAACUGGACGAAGAAGUGAAGCUGUCGUUCGUCUUUCUGAUGCCUGGGCCGCCGUUGCCAAGUUCGGGAAGAACCGGAGUGAAUUUUGCAAAUCGUGAGUGCUUUAACAUGUGAGAUGAAAAACUCCCCCAGAACACAUGUGCUGAGGAAAUCACUGCCAUGGUACAUGUAUGAUCGGAAAGACUUGAUUUUUCUCUGCUGCUAGGUUUUAUCGUCUGAGCUGGUGGUUUGAUGUUUUCUAAGUGGCUUGGAUAAAUGUAUUUUGAAACUGUAAAUCAGGUUGUCUAAUCAUACUGAAUUGAAAUGCUUCUACUGUAUCUUUUUAGUGUAAAGACCAAGUAAAGAGAAUUAAACUGCCCUGCUCUUGU